CGAUGGGUUUUAAGUUUACCUUUACCGGAGUAGAGUGAAGUUGUUUGGCCGGCUACACUUUUGAUUAAACAUUAAACCUUUAUUUUUGGCGAUAAAGUACUUUUUUGAUGGCUGCUGGACAGGAUGCUUGUUACAUCUCACUGCUAGGAUUAGCUGAAUACUUUCGCACUUCCAAUCCACCAAACGUUAAAAAAUGCAUUCAGUGUCUUCAAGCUUUAUUUACCUUUCAACCUCCAUCCAAAGUAGAGGCUCGUACUCACUUGCAAAUGGGUCAAAUCCUUAUGGCCUACACCAAAAACAUAGAUUUGGCCCGUAGUCAUUUGGAAAAGGCUUGGAAACUCUCGGAAAAUCUCUUGAAUUUCGAUGAUGUCAAAUUUGAUACAGCAAGUUUAUUAGCUCAAUUAUACUUGCAAAUGGAGCUGGGAUCACUAGCCAAAGGAAUUCUCAGAAAAGCUGUUGAGUUAUCACAGAACAAUGUCUAUUGGCACUGUAAAUUGCUAUUGCAGCUUUCUCAAAUCCACGCUACUGACAAGGAGUACUCUUUAGCAUCCGAACUUUUGGCGGUGGGCGCCGAAUCUGCGGAAGAAGCAAAUGCCAUCUACUUAAAAGUUCUCUUCCUCCUCAGUCGAGCGAUGAUAUUAAUGAUUGAACGAAAGACCAAUGACGUGUUAACCUUGCUCAAUCAGGCUGGCUCUAUUAUUGAUAACAACAUAAUGAACCCACACCAAAAAGAGUACCUCAAAGUGUUUUUCUUGGUUUUGCAGGUUUGUUAUUAUCUUGCGCUAGGCCAAGUGAAAACAGUGAAACCGAGUUUAAAGCAAUUACAAAUGAGUAUUCAAACGAUCAUGGCUCCCAAUUGGCCGACGGAUGAUGUUAUCUUUGGGCAGAAUCCACUCGAAAUGUUCGUGUGGCUACCAAAAGAGCAACUCUACGUAUUAGUGUAUCUGGUUACCGUUUCGCAUUCAAUGAUGGCUGGAUACAUGGACAAAGCGCAAAAAUACACAGAAAAGGCUCUCACCCAAAUCGAGAAACUCAAAUCCCAGGACGACAAACCAAUCCUUUCGGUGUUCAAAAUCAUUCUAUUAGAACAUAUUGUGAUGUGCCGUAUGGUGAUGGGUAAUCGUGAGCUGGCGAUUACAGAAAUAGCCGCAGCUAGAGAUGUUUGUCUUGCAACAUUGAACAGAAAUCUUUUAAAACGCCAUUCAGCGCAGCUGCAUUGCUUACUUGGGCUGUAUGCCAUGUCGACGAGCUUGUUUGAUUAUGCCGAGCGACAAUUUUUAGCAUGUGUGAAUGAAACAGCCGAAAGGGACUUAAAAUUAUUUGCGAAUUUGAAUUUGGCUAUCAUAUACCUCAGGACAAAGCGUGACCAGGACUUGAAGCAGAUUUUGGAUUCAGUAUCUACCGAAAACACACAUUCAUAUAGUUCGCAAGCUCUAAUGGGAGGCUUCUAUUACGUGCAGGGCCUUCAUGCGUUCCAUAAAAGCAGUUUUCAUGAAGCCAAACGCUUUCUUCGUGAAACUCUCAAAAUGGCGAACGCAGAGGAUCUUAACCGUUUAACAUCGUGUUCAUUAGUUCUUCUUAGCCAUGUCUUCCUCAGUAUAGGGAAUUCUAAGGAGAGCAUGAACAUGGUAACCCCAGCAAUGCAACUGGCUUCGAAAAUUCCUGAUAUUCACGUUCAGCUGUGGGGCAGCGCUAUUCUUAAAGAUCUUCAUCGUAUGUCAAAAGAUAUGCAACACGAAAAAGAAGCAUACGCGAAUCAUGUCAAGUAUUCAGAAAAUCUUAUCGCUGAUCAAAGGAAAUGUGUAACCAUGCCACAACAUGCCCUUAUUAAUUGGUUUAGCGGAGAACCCAUUGUCACAUCGGAAACCAUCACCGCAGUCACAGGAAUGGCAGCACAUAGUCCCGGACAAAUAGUUAUUGUUUCGCAGAAGGCGGGAACUCAGCAACAGACUUUUGGGCAGUUUUAGGAAUAAUAACUUGGUCCCAACUUAUUCCGUUCUAUCAGCUGAGUUCCUUUGUGCUCCAGUAUCUACUGCAAAUUACUUUUUAGUACUUCAGAAUGCAUUCGCCGACAUUUUUUCAAUAAACGAAAAUGAGUUGAAUCAGAAGUACUAAGCAGUAAAUACUAGAGCCCCAAUGAACACAGCUAUUAAAAAUUAGAAAACUGUCAAAUGGCAUACAAAAGUUUGAAUUUUCCUGUUUAAAAUAGCUAUAUUUAACUAAUUGAAGUGCGAAUAAAUUUGGCUUAAGUCCGUAUGAUA
This is a messenger RNA of Episyrphus balteatus (marmalade hoverfly), 2261 nucleotides long. It is a transcript of the gene Mau2, whose product is annotated as MAU2 chromatid cohesion factor homolog. The record is from RefSeq and is a predicted model, not a curated record. Gene Ontology annotation, cellular component: chromatin; SMC loading complex. The coding region runs from base 108 to 1967 and encodes 619 amino acids. Gene Ontology annotation, biological process: maintenance of mitotic sister chromatid cohesion; mitotic sister chromatid cohesion. NCBI's taxonomy places the organism in Eukaryota, Metazoa, Arthropoda, Insecta, Diptera, Syrphidae. The transcript has 3 exons. Gene Ontology annotation, molecular function: protein binding; double-stranded DNA binding.